Clarias gariepinus (North African catfish) is the source of this 937-nucleotide messenger RNA. It is a transcript of the gene gstt1b, whose product is annotated as glutathione S-transferase theta 1b. The record is from RefSeq and is a predicted model, not a curated record. Gene Ontology annotation, biological process: glutathione metabolic process. Gene Ontology annotation, molecular function: glutathione transferase activity. Gene Ontology annotation, cellular component: cytoplasm. NCBI's taxonomy places the organism in Eukaryota, Metazoa, Chordata, Actinopteri, Siluriformes, Clariidae. The transcript is spliced from 5 exons. The coding region runs from base 90 to 815 and encodes 241 amino acids.
CGCUGCAGAAGGAGAAGUGAAGCGAAGGGACUCGGAGGAGCCGCGCGAGUGAAAGAGAAGUGAAGAAAUUGGGAACAAAACAAGUCAAAAUGGUGCUGGAAAUUUAUCUGGACCUUUUAUCUCAGCCCUGCCGCUCGGUUUACAUUUUCGCCAAAAAGAACAACAUCCCGUUUGAGUAUAAGAAGCUGUCUCUGAUGGCAGGUGAGCACUAUGGUGAAGAAUUUGGCAAGAUCAACAUGAUGAGGAAAGUACCCACCAUUCGAGAUGGAGAUUUCUGCCUGAGUGAAAGUGUUGCCAUUAUGCAGUACCUGGCAGAGAAAUAUGGCGCCUCAGAUAACUGGUAUCCAGCUGAUGUGCAGAAGAGAGCAAGGGUGAAUGAGUAUCUCUCCUGGCAGCAUUCAGCCAUAAGACCGCAUGGGUCCAAAGUGUUCUGGCUAAGGCUCAUGAUUCCAAAGGUAAUGGGUGUGGAGGUUCCUGCAGAAAAAAUGGAUGCCGCUCUAGAAGAUCUCAACAACUCGCUGAAGCUCAUUGAAGAAAAGUUCCUUCAAGAUAGACCUUUCAUCGCUGGAGACCAGAUCUCGCUGGCUGAUCUGGUCGCUAUUGUGGAAAUCAUGCAGCCUGUAGGUGCUGGAUUAGAUGUUUUUGAUGGGCGCCCUAAACUAAGCGCCUGGAAGGAUCGAGUUCGGGCUGCGAUCGGCGCUGACCUGUUUGACGAAGUUCAUCAGGGAAUCCUCUCGGCCGAGGAAAUGGCGCAAACCAUGGACGGGAGCAAACUGCAGCACUUCAAACCCAGGAUCCUCAAACUGUUCUUAUAAGAAAAGAAAAAAUCUAACUUAGGAGCACAAGAUUACUUGAGCUUCAUAAUGUUACAUCAAUUUUACUUUUACAAAAAAGUUAAAAUACAGAAUUAAUAAACAAGUGUCCCAUUUGAAACCUA